Dichomitus squalens LYAD-421 SS1 is the source of this 1377-nucleotide messenger RNA. Its product is annotated as cytochrome P450. The transcript is spliced from 10 exons. Lineage: Eukaryota; Fungi; Basidiomycota; Agaricomycetes; Polyporales; Polyporaceae. The record is from RefSeq and is a predicted model, not a curated record. The coding region runs from base 1 to 1377 and encodes 458 amino acids. Gene Ontology annotation, molecular function: oxidoreductase activity, acting on paired donors, with incorporation or reduction of molecular oxygen; monooxygenase activity; heme binding.
AUGAGCAAGCAUUACGGGGAGGUGAUGCACCUCGACGUCUUCGGGGAACCUACAAUAAUCAUCGACUCGUAUGAAGCCGCAAUCGCGAUCUUGGAAACCAGCUCCGCGAGCACCUCAGAUAGGCCGCGAUUUGUUAUGGCAGAAUUGGUCGGCCUCGGAUACGAGUUUGCCCUCAUGAAAUAUUCAGACGCAUGGAGGCAACGCCGCCGGAUAUUCCACAGUUUCUUUCAUCAAGGCGUGGUCUCUCAGUACAGACCCGUUCGUCUGCGCGAAGUGCGACGACUCCUGGGCAAGCUACUUGAUGAACCAGAGAAGUUUCUCCAUCAUAGUCGACACUACAUCGGCGGUACCAUCAUGAGCGCUGUGUACGGGAUUGAGAUCAAAGACCAGAACGACAAGUUUAUAGCUAUCGCAGAGAAAGGGGGAGAGAUAUUCAGCGACGUGAUGGUACCCGGUCGAUACCUAGUUGAGUUGUUCCCACUACUAGCCCGCAUUCCUGCGUGGUUUCCUGGUGCCAUUUUCAAGAGGAAGGCUGCACGUUGGGAGCGGGAUAUCCAUGAUGUCAGGACGGCUGCGUACAACGCUGCUAGUGAAGCGAUAGCGCGAGGCGACGCGGGACUGUCUAUGACAUCGUCUCUCGUAGACAAGUCCAUUCGUGAACAUGGCAGCGUCUCGGCUGAGGACGAGGAGAUCUUCAAGGAUGUCACCGGUGUUGCUUAUGCUGCGGGAGCGGAUACGGCUAGUACAAUUGCUACCCUGACAGCAUUCUUUCUUGCAAUGGUCGCAUAUCCCGAUGUUCAGCGCAAGGCCCAAGCAGAGCUUGACGAGAUUGUGGGCCAGGAUCAGCUUCCCGACUUUAGCCACCAAAAGUCUCUCCCGUAUGUCAACGCCGUCAUGAAGGAGUGCUCUCGAUGGCAUACCGUGAUGCCGCUUCUCGUUCCUCACCGGUCAAUAAAGGACGUCGAAUACAACGGCUACCUUAUACCCGCAGGCUCAGUUCUCAUUCCGAAUGCCUGGUCGAUGUCGCGCGACCCCGUUGCGUACCCUGACCCUGAUAGGUUCAUGCCAGAACGCUACCUCAAGGGAGGCAAGAUGGACCCAGAGGCGAGGGACCCACUGAAAUUCCAGUUCGGCUUUGGGCGUAGGAUAUGUCCGGGAAUGCCAUUCUCCCAGGACUCCUUGUUUCUUGCCAUAGCGUCUGUUUUGCACGCCUACAACAUCCGUCCGCCUGCAAGCGUAAAUGAUUCGUCAGAUCUGAUCCGGCUUGGGCCGAAGAUGCCAUCAGGCGGCGCCCUUUCAUAUCCAGAUCCGUUCGGAUGCAGCAUUACUCCUCGUUCUGAGCUUGCUGCAAGCAUCAUCCAACAGUCGCGCUUCUGA